AUGCAGUAUGACAUGGGGAUCGCAGGACUCUUGGGGGUAGAAAGGACCUUGAGGGAACCAGUGACCUUCCAAGAUGUGGCAGUGGUCUUCACUCAGGAGCAGUGGGCUUCCUUGGACCCUUCUCAGAAGGAACUGUACCGGGAUGUGAUGCUGGAGAACUACCAGAACCUGCUCUGCCUGGGCCUGGCAGGGUCCAAGCCUGAGGUGAUCUACCAGCUGGAGCGAGGGGAAGCACCUUGGAGGCCCGAAGAGAGAGUCACAGAGGUCAGCCAUCUAGAUUGGGAGAGCAAGCCUGAAACCAACAAGUCGACCCCCAACCUGGACAUUUCUGCCGGGCAGGUGUUCCAGGACAGACUCACAAAGAGUGGUCUCUGGGUCUCCUGCUUGAGAGAAGACUGGGACUGUGAUGCCAAAUUAGAACAGCUGCAGAGCAGGGAGGAGAAAGGCUCUCAUCCAAAAGUUCACCCAGAGAAGAAAUCUUAUGAAUGUUUUAAGUCCUUUCCCCAGAGUUCACAGCUUCCCACAAACCGGAAAAUUCAUCAUAGAGGAAAACAUUAUGAAUGUAAAGAAUGUGGGAAGACCUUCAGCCAGAGAGGAUACCUUCCUGGACAUCAGAGAAUUCAUACUGGAGAGAAGCCUUACGAAUGUAAAGAAUGUGGGAAGGCCUUCCGUCUCCGAGAGCACCUCACUCGACAUCAGAGGACUCAUACUGGAGAGAAGCCUCAUAAAUGUCAUGAAUGUAGGAAGGCUUUCCACCUCAGCACAGAUCUUGCCCGACAUCAAAUGAUUCAUACUGGAGAGAAGCCUCAUAAAUGUGAUGAAUGUGGGAAGGCCUUCAGCCAGAGAGGACAUCUGACUGUACAUCAGACAAUCCAUACUGGGGAGAAACCUUAUGAAUGUAACGAUUGUGGGAAGGUAUUUCGCCUCAGAGGACUUCUGACUAAACAUCAGACAAUCCAUACUGGAGAAAAACCUUAUGAAUGUAGUGAAUGUGGAAAGGCUUUCCACCUGAGAGAGCAACUUACUCGUCAUCAGGGUAUUCAUACUGGAGAGAAACCUUAUGAAUGUAAGGAAUGUGGGAAGGCCUUCUACCUGAGCACAGAGCUUACUCGACAUCAAAGGAUUCAUACUGGAGAGAAGCCAUAUGAAUGUAAGGAUUGUGGGAAGUCCUUCCACCUGAAUACAGACCUGAUUGGCCAUCAGAGGAUUCAUACUGGAGAGAAGCCUUAUGAAUGUAAAGACUGUGGGAAGGCUUUCCACCUGAGAGCACACCUUUCUCGCCAUCAGAGGAUCCAUACUGGAGAGAGGCCUUAUGAGUGUCAGGAAUGUGGAAAGGCCUUCCACCUGAGCUCGGAUCUGACUCGCCAUCAGAGGAUCCAUACUGGAGAGAGGCCUUAUGAAUGUAAGGAAUGUGGGAAGGCCUUCCUGCUGAGCACAGAUCUGACUCGCCAUCAGAGGAUUCAUACUGGAGAGAAGCCUUAUGAAUGUAAUGAGUGUGGGAAGGCCUUCCACCAGAGAGAAUACCUUAUUCGACAUCAGAGGAUUCAUACUGGGGAGAAGCCUUAUGAAUGUAAGGAAUGUGGGAAGGCCUUCUGCCUGAGGGAACAAUUUACUCGACACCAGAGGAUUCACACUGGAGAGAAACCUUAUGAAUGCCAAGAAUGUGGAAAGUCCUUUCGCCUCAGAGAACUCCUUACACUGCAUCAAAGGAUUCAUACUGGAGAGAAACCCCAUAAAUGUGAUGAAUGUGGGAAGGCCUUCAGCCAGAGAGGACAUCUGACUGUACAUCAGACAAUCCAUACUGGGGAGAAACCUUAUGAAUGUAACGAUUGUGGGAAGGUAUUUCGCCUCAGAGGACUUCUGACUAAACAUCAGAUAAUCCAUACUGGAGAAAAACCUUAUGAAUGUAAUGAAUGUGGGAAGGCUUUCAGCCUGAAAGGGCAUUUAACUCGACAUCAAAGUAACAAAAAGCAUCCCUUCUUUGUAAACUGACCUACCUAGGAGCUGUAUGGUGGAGAUC
This is a messenger RNA of Gracilinanus agilis (Agile Gracile Mouse Opossum), 2020 nucleotides long. RefSeq names its product zinc finger protein 345-like. The coding region runs from base 1 to 1992 and encodes 663 amino acids. Gene Ontology annotation, molecular function: RNA polymerase II cis-regulatory region sequence-specific DNA binding; DNA-binding transcription factor activity. The transcript is spliced from 5 exons. NCBI's taxonomy places the organism in Eukaryota, Metazoa, Chordata, Mammalia, Didelphimorphia, Didelphidae. The record is from RefSeq and is a predicted model, not a curated record. Gene Ontology annotation, biological process: regulation of transcription by RNA polymerase II.